This is a messenger RNA of Osmia bicornis bicornis, 1489 nucleotides long. Its product is annotated as metalloendopeptidase OMA1, mitochondrial-like. The coding region runs from base 196 to 1422 and encodes 408 amino acids. The record is from RefSeq and is a predicted model, not a curated record. Gene Ontology annotation, biological process: protein quality control for misfolded or incompletely synthesized proteins; mitochondrial protein processing. Gene Ontology annotation, cellular component: mitochondrial inner membrane. The transcript is spliced from 7 exons. Lineage: Eukaryota; Metazoa; Arthropoda; Insecta; Hymenoptera; Megachilidae. Gene Ontology annotation, molecular function: metalloendopeptidase activity.
UCGACAUUAUGGCGUCGCUCACAGACAUGUUUCCGCGGUAUUGAAAGGAAGGAUUUGCUGUAUUUAUCUUCUUAGCUUAUUGAUUAAACUCAUUCGGAGAAUAAACUCAUUGUUUGCUAAUAUUUGGAAUAUAGUAUAGAGUAUAAACAGUAUAAUAAAUAUUGUAUAAAGUUAUUCAUAAGUAUUGUAUAAAUCAUGUAUCCCAUAUGCUUUAAACUUAUAACUAAUAGAACUCAAAUAUAUGCUACAAGAAAUUUUUCAAAUAGCGUUCUUUCAAAACAUUUUCUUUCUCAAUGUAAAAAACCUGAGAAACAAUCGCAUAAUAUGAAACUUAAAACAUCAAAUUUUCAUACUACACCAAAAAUGCAAUCCUCUGGACUUUUAGCCCUAAGUAUUGCAUCAAUGGUAUCUGGAUGUUAUGUUAGAGGUUGGUGGUUGAGGAAAACUCCGAUGCAACAAGAAGAAAUUUUAAAAUGGUAUAAGAAUAGACGGCACAUAAUUCAUGGUUCUUUGGUUGUACUAUCUUUAAUUAUCAUUGCUUACUGUUCAACAUUUGUUAAGAGAGAUCCAAUAGUAAACAGUCCACGUUUUGUAAUAUAUAACAAAGCACAACAAGCUCAACAGGCUAAUAUGCUUUUUAAGUUGAUAGUACGUUCCAAGGAUAAUGUAGUACCUUUAAGUAAUCCUAUGUAUCCGAGAAUCAAAAAAGUAAUGAAGAAUCUGGCAAGGGCUAACAGAGAUAUAUUUAAACAUACUAAUUGGAAUAUUACUAUAGCUAAUCGUAUGUUUGAUCUGAUAUCAGUUCCUACUAUUAUGGUUUUAUCAGAUGGAAACAUUAUUGUUUUCUCUGAUAUCUUCAAAUUCAUUAAAAAUGAUGAUCAGUUAACAUUUAAUUUAGCUCAUGAAAUGGCGCAUCAAAUGCUUCUACAUCCGUUAGAAGCAUUGUCCUAUGAAUUGGUAAGAAAUCUUACAGUUGAUGCGAUUUGGUUCAUACUUUUUGCACUUUAUCCAUUGUGGAAUGCAGUAACAUUCUCUAUGCUUGUCUAUAUAUUUUCUAUGAGUAUCUUUUGUUGGUACAAACGACGCUGCGAAAUUGAAGCUGACAAAAUAGGAGUUGAAUUAUCUGCAAAAAGUUGCAUUGAUUUGAGAGAAAUUUUGGUAUUUUGGGAACUUAUGAAAAAAUACAGAGAUGUGAUUAGUCAUGGCCAAUUAUUUGAAAUACCAUUUUUCAACAUACACCCUUCUAUAGAAGAGAGGAUAAAGAGAAUAAGCGAUGAGCUACCGAGAGCUUUGCAAUUACGAUUUCAAGCAGAGUGUCCAGAAUUACCAGACGAGGAUCCGAGAAAUAAACUUCCUCAGCUUCUAAGAGAUCUCGAAGAUGAGUUGAAGACCGAUCUCGGUUCUCUCAAAAUACAUUUGUAAACUCAUGUUUUUUUGUACGCAUAAAUCAAGAAUAAUAAAACUAUACAUUUAUACGUCUAUAACGUAA